This is a messenger RNA of Aricia agestis (brown argus), 1357 nucleotides long. RefSeq lists its product as uncharacterized. The record is from RefSeq and is a predicted model, not a curated record. The coding region runs from base 107 to 1213 and encodes 368 amino acids. Lineage: Eukaryota; Metazoa; Arthropoda; Insecta; Lepidoptera; Lycaenidae. The transcript has 4 exons.
GCCGAGCGGCGAACGGCCGCAGUCCCCGCGCUCGCCCCGCCGGCGAAUGUUCUCGCGCGCGCGUGUGUAACGUUCCGGAAACUUCGACGAGCACCACAUACACAGGAUGGCCCCUGACCCAUCAUCAGCUGAAGAGGAAAGAAAGAUGAGACACAGUUUAUGUGAACAAAGAAGAAAAGCAAAAAUCAAAAUGGACCCGCAAAAGCGAGAAGAGUUUCUUAGAAAAGACAGAGAAAGAUAUUUGAGAAGAAAAGCCGCCGGAUUGAUUCCUCUAGUACAUGAAAUGACGCCCGAAAAGCUUGAAAUGACACGGAAGAGAAACCGCGCCUAUGCCCUUGCAUACUACAGGAGAAAAAAAGCUAAAACAUCUAAGAAGUAUCGAGAGAUGGAGUGGACGAACGAGCAGGUCGAACAGCUCAUUUCAGCAUACCAGCAGUUGCCCGCGCUGUGGGAUCCGACGGCACAUAGAUGUGGCUUGGGGGAUAAGUACGUGGCCUGGAAGAAUCUGGCAGCGGCAUUCCAGUGCGACUUGGCAGACCUGAAGAAGAAGGUGCAAUCGGUGCUCGCGUCCUACCGCCGAGAGAAGAGCAAGGUGCGAGGCGGUAACCGCUCCUACUGGUUCCUGUACGACCGCCUCAGCUUCCUGCCAAACUACAUCCCGAAUAUCACGGGACCAGCCAACGUGCCCUCGAAGCGGAAGCCGUACAACUCGUCGAGCGACGAGGCUGACGAUGACUUCGACCAUGAGACGGAACCGGAAGUGGAAGUCAAGAUGGAGCCGCCGGACGUCCUCGUGGACUUCUACGAUGAGCCGACGAAGAUACACACGAAGAGAAGGCUGACGCGGAAUCCGAUAAAGUCUCCGCCGAGAUUGGUCGAAGUUAGUUUACAAUCUGCAGUUAGUCGAGACUCUGAAGUUAGUCGAGAGCCUGAAGUUAGACGAGAGCCGGAAUUUAGACGAGAGCCCGAAGUUAGACGAGAGCCCGAAGUCAGACGAGAGCCGGAAUUUAGACGAGAGGGUGAAGUAAGACGAAUUGAGAAAGACGAGUGCGACAGCUUCGGUGAGUAUAUCGCGAUGUCGCUUCGAAAACACGACGAGAGGACGAGAGCCACCAUGAAGCAAGCCAUCAACAACAUUAUCUUCGAACUAGAGAUGAAGAAGUAUAGCAAAGAGACUUACACCAUCAAUGAAGUCAAUCCGUUAAACGGAUAAAGAACUGUGAUUAACUAUAAUUACUAAUUAGCGUAAAGUUUGCAAUGAGUUAUUACUUAAUACUUCAUAUUAUGUCAGCAUAUCGUUAUAUUUUUUAGAAUGAUCUCUUGACUCAUAGCGAGCUUAAAUUAAAAAAAAACUUGU